Drosophila yakuba is the source of this 869-nucleotide messenger RNA. It is a transcript of the gene Cpr49Ab, whose product is annotated as larval cuticle protein LCP-30. The record is from RefSeq and is a predicted model, not a curated record. The transcript is spliced from 3 exons. Bases 37 to 813 code for a protein of 258 amino acids. Lineage: Eukaryota; Metazoa; Arthropoda; Insecta; Diptera; Drosophilidae. Gene Ontology annotation, molecular function: structural constituent of chitin-based larval cuticle. Gene Ontology annotation, cellular component: chitin-based extracellular matrix.
CCGACGGCUAGAUCUUUUCAUUGCUUAUCUUCGACGAUGUGGCUGCGCGUAUCGAUCGUUCUAGUUAUAGCCCUGGUGGCUGCCGUUCUGGCCCAAAACGAUGGGCGGUAUCGUCCUCCGCCCACAAGGGCGAGUGGCGGAGAUGGGAGCUACCGCGGCGGUAACGAUGGACGCUAUCGUGGUGGGGGUGAUGGACGAUACUCUGGUGGCAACGACGGACGCUACGUGCAUAUGGACAACAAGUACAAGCAUGACGAUCGUCCUGGUGGCGAUUACUCCGGCGACGCAGGGCGCUACGUGGGGGACAAGAACAGGGGUGGUGGAGGCGGAGGAGGCGGUGGUGGUGGUGGAUCCGGGGCAGGUGGUGGUGGUGGUGGUGCGGCCGUAGCUGUACCGAAAACCACUGCCAGGCCACAACCAAGACCCACUACAGCGCCGCCGCCAGCGAUUAUCGAUCCCACUGCCAAUCUUCCUAAGGGACGUGGCACCGGCGAAGGAGGCAAUGGAUGGGCCAUCAUCCGCCAGGAAGACGAUGUGGAGGUGGAUGGCUAUCACUAUCUGUGGGAAACGGAGAACGGCAUCUUGGGCGAGGAAAGUGGUCGCAUCGAGAAGCUGACCGAGGAGGAGGGACUGCGCUCCAAGGGAUUCUAUGAGUACACCGGACCCGAUGGCAUCCUCUACCGUGUGGACUACGUGGCGGAUGACAAUGGCUUUGUGCCCAGUGCCGCCCACCUGCCCACGGCACCGCCGCCACCGCCCUAUGUGGAAAAGUUGCUGGCCUUCUUGGAAGCAAACGCCAAGACGAAGAAAUAAUUGUGGAUGUUGCAAGUGCAAAAAGUUGAAAUUGAAUAAAUGUUGUGCCAUAGGAA